GCUGUGGAGGGGGGAGUAUGGGCUGGACCAGUUACUAGGUGGGGUUUAUCAGUGUAUAAAUACUCUCUCUGUGUCGCUACAACGCCCCUGGAUCCAUUGAGACUAACUUCUUUCCUCUAAAACCACACGACAGACUCCAGCAGCACCACCAUGUCUUUCAUCACCGCCUUCUUGGAGCAGUCUAUCUAUAUGGGCAUGCCUGAUGACUCAGACCUCAAGAAAGAGGGAACGGUGACCGCAGCUCCCAAUUUCAGCGCCAGUGGAGAUGCAGCAGUCCUGGAUAAAGCAAUCAAGGCAAAAGGUGUGGAUGAGAACACCAUCAUUGAAAUUCUGGUGAAGAGGAGCAACGAGCAGAGGCAGCAGAUCAAAGAGGCUUACCAGCAAGCCAGUGGCAAGCCUCUGGAAUCAGCGCUGAAGAACGCUCUGAAGGGAGAUCUGGAGGAUGUGGUGUUGGCUCUGCUGAAAACACCGGCCCAGUACGAUGCCCAACAGCUGAAACUGGCCAUGAAGGGUCUGGGCACAGAGGAGGACAUCCUUAUAGAGAUUUUGGCCUCCAGGAACAACAACGAAAUCCUUGACAUAAAGAAAGCCUACAAGCAAGAUUACAAGAAGGAUCUGGAGGCUGACAUCAAGAGUGACACCAGUGGAGAUUUCAGGGCUGCUCUCCUUGAACUCUGCAAGGCCAGCAGGACUGAAGGAGUUUGUGAGCAGAUGGUUGACAGCGAUGCCAGGGCUCUGUACGAGGCCGGGGAGGGGAGGAAAGGCACAAACGCCACCGUCUUCAUUGAGAUCCUCACCAGCAGGAGCGCCCCUCAUCUCCGUAAAGUGUUUGAAAGGUACUCAAAGUACAGCAAAGUGGACAUGGCCAAAGUUAUCGACCUGGAGAUGAAGGGGGAUAUUGAAAGUUGUCUCAUGGCAGUAGUGAAGUGUGCUGGAAGCAGGCCUGCAUUCUUUGCUGAGAAGCUCUCCUUGGCCAUGAAGGGUAAAAAUCCCCGCAAACACCUCCUGACCCGCAUCAUGGUUAGCCGCUCUGAAAUCGACAUGAAACGGAUCAAGGAUGAGUACAAGAAAACCUACGGCACAACAGUCUACCGGGAUAUUCUGGAUGACACUAAAGGAGACUAUGAGAAGAUUCUGCUCGCUCUCUGUGGGGGUGAAAACUAAAAGCCAAUCAAUGGGAUCAAGGCUCAUACAGCUGAAGCUCCAGCAGCGAGCCCAGCUGUGGAAAAUCACCUAUAAUCUCAUGACACAUAUUGUGCCUUAUGCUCUUGUGGAGAACUGACUUGUCUUUGUUUGACUGUCAUGAUAUUUAGAAGAUAUUAACUGCAAUGCGCAAAGAUUAACAUUGAAUCGGCACUGCUUCAGCAGAUAUUUUCUCUUCAAGUUAUUCCUUUUCAUUCCAACACUUAUCCCAGUAUAGAUCUGACAGCAGUAUGCCAGUGGAUCUAUGCUCUGGGAUAGACUUAGCUUUUCACUCAUUAGAUUUGCAUAUCUGGUGCUCGAACAGACGCUGAAGUCAGCGAUCACAGUGCAGCUGCAAACAGAUGUAUAACAGAUCACCAUGUGCCAAUCAUAGUCAGUGGCAGCGGUAGGCAUACCCUUGAAGGAGCUUGGACAACUUGCAAAUAAAAGGUUUUUGUAUGAAGGCCUA
Molecule: messenger RNA, 1651 nt
Organism: Sebastes umbrosus (honeycomb rockfish)
Lineage: Eukaryota; Metazoa; Chordata; Actinopteri; Perciformes; Sebastidae
Gene: anxa1a
Product: annexin A1a
Exons: 12
Coding region: 151-1164 (337 amino acids)
Biological process (GO): gliogenesis; endocrine pancreas development; regulation of leukocyte migration
Cellular component (GO): plasma membrane; cytoplasm
Molecular function (GO): calcium-dependent phospholipid binding; phospholipase A2 inhibitor activity; cadherin binding involved in cell-cell adhesion
Source: RefSeq, a predicted model, not a curated record